UAAUCAAUAACGAAUUUUUCGAAUAUAUAACCUCUACGGCAGUGAUUUCCAUGAACUUUUAUAAAAUAAAUUAAACAUUGCUUGAAAAUGUCUAAUUUAUCAAAAGAUAAAUUUUUUGAGCAAAGUAGAGAUGAGUAUGUUCCUGAAAUUGAUAAAACAAAUUAUUUCCAGGAACAAGACGAGAAAUUUGAAGAACUGCAUAAAAAUUUACAAAAAUUAAAGGAAGAUAAUAAAAAACAGAUUGAUGCUAUAAUUGAUAGUUUAGAUGAUUUAAUGGCCAGCAAAUGUGUAAUUGAACAAACUCUUGAUAAAAUUAUAUCUGAUGAUUUACCCAUUGAAAUACCUAAAGAAAACUUGAGUGUAGUAGACCUUUUAGCCAAAGUCACAGGAAUUGUCAAUGAUCCAAAUGAUAGUUUAUUCAAAGAAUGUGAAAGGAAAAAUGAUAGUGCUGUGGAAGUCAACAAAGAAGAACUUAAGACUCAAACGUCAAACAAAAUGAAUUGCACUAAUGAUAUGCCAAAAAAGUCUAAAUUAACAAAACAGACAGAAGAAAAUUCCUUGAUCAACUUAGAAGAUUGUGUUUUGCAAGACUGCAAGAAUGAAUAUCAAAAUGAAACAUCAGACAAAGUGAACUUGACUGAUAAUACUGAUAAUACACAUAAGGUCUUAAAAAAAGACAAAGAAUAGUCCAAUGGUUAACUAAGUAGGUUAGCUAGGGAAAAUAUAUUAAGGUAACUAACUCUUUUAAUUUCUUUUGUGUUGCAUAUUAUGUAUUUGUAUCAUGUAAAUAUUUCUUGAUUUUCUCAUUUGCUGAUCAUAUAAAUAAACUAAUGUUUUUACAAAAUUUACACAAUAGAGUAUCCACUGUUUAAAAAUAGCAAUAAAAUGAAUUUGUUUUAACG
This is a messenger RNA of Phymastichus coffea, 902 nucleotides long. RefSeq lists its product as uncharacterized. The coding region runs from base 88 to 687 and encodes 199 amino acids. NCBI's taxonomy places the organism in Eukaryota, Metazoa, Arthropoda, Insecta, Hymenoptera, Eulophidae. The record is from RefSeq and is a predicted model, not a curated record. The transcript is spliced from 4 exons.